CUCCAACUCCCACAAUGCAUCACUUCAGACACAGCUCCAAGCAGUCGGUACCUCGGAGCACAUCACUGUGGACUCGCCGUGCUCAAGAGCAAUGGCAGCCGCCUUAUCCCGCGCCCUCAAACUGCCAGGAAAGAAAGGCUCCGAGCUGGGCGAGUACGACCCGCUCACCCAAGCUGACAGCGAGGAUGAGAGUGAAGAGGACGACCUGGUCCUCAAUUACCCCCGCAACGGUCUGGGCCGGGACACUCACCUGGGCCCCAGAGGGAGAACCGGGCGACUAGUGGCGGCCGAAGACGGGGAGGCGGAGGACGAGGACGAAUGGCGAGAGCGGCCCGCCAGCAAGUCCCGCCCGGACAGAGACGAUGGGCGGCACUGGGGCCCUUCAGGGGACGACGUGGGGCAAGCGGGAACAUCCGGUCUUCGAGUUCGCGGUACCGAUGAGGAAGAGAAAAGGAUGAGGAGGAAGAACGCUGCGCGGGCUUCCUGUUUCCUGCUGCCUCUGGUGUGCGCCAUGGUGUUGGUGCUGCUUGGCGCGUUCCUCAUUCCUUGCCAGAAGGGGGCGCUGGCGAAGAGGCCGCAGUGGGAGAGAAGACAGGGAGAUGCAGCAGGUGUGACUCCACCUGCCCUGGCGUUAUGGGAUGUGGACGGGGACUCGGUGGAUGACGUGCUACUCAGUGUGAGCGAGUGCACCAACGACACACGUGUCACUCAAGGAACCAAAAUCCACAGUGCCGUGGUCCUGUCCGGCGCCACGGGCCAGGUGCUCUGGACGAAAGUCACGUUGGAGUCGGUCAUGUACGUCCAAUGUGGUCUCCGGAUCAGCGCCCGGCCAACACCCGUGUGUCUCCUCAUCGGCAAGUCCGUCAUCACGGCUGUGAACGGCACCACAGGGAAGAACUUGUGGUCUGUCCUGCUGAAGAACAUCGAGUCCCAGGCGGUCUUACUCCCAGACCUCCAGGAGGACUCCAUCCCAGACCUGCUCAUAGCCACCCUGCCUGCAGAUGAGGCUCUGGAUCUCUCUCUGACUCUAAAGUCGGGGCUGACUGGAGAAACUCUGGGACAGUCCGUGUCCUUCAACCUCACAGGACAAGGGAAGCUGAUCGGACCACUUCUGCACCAGACACAGCAAGGGGCGGCCUACAUCCUGUUCGGCCUUGGUAACGUGGUGGCCGUCUCUCUGCGCGAUGUCUACAUCCGUGCAACCGGCAAGUCGCCCAUGGCUCAGGCGCUCUGGCGGAAGGAUCCAGGAUGGGAGAGUCUCGAUAAAACUAAUUCCUCUUCCUUCAUACACAUUUUCAGAGGAUCAGAGCGUGUGGACUUCCUGCUCCCCCUGGUGGCCGGUUUGGGCAGCUGCGACAACAACCUGGACACGGUCGCCAACCUGAACUCCAGCAAGAGCGACUGGGUGCUGGUGUACGGCUCCAGCAAACUCUCCGUGCUCAGACAGAGGGACGUACGAAAACAGUGGACCUUUAACUCCGCCCCCAUCCACAGCCAACCAACACCAGGACACUUCAACGAUGAUGGAAUCCUUGAUAUUUUCCUUCAGCACUCAUCAAAGGGCGUCAUGACGGCGCUGGUGAUCGACGGGGCCAACGGGCGCCCUCUCUGGACGGCACAGUUCGUGUGCCCUCGUCUGGUUUUGGAAGCGGCAGCGGUCGCCACUUCCACUGGUCUGUCUGCUUUUGUCUUCUGGGCCAGUGAGCCAAUCAGAGCGUGGAAGAAUAUCACCACAGCAACUGUAACUCCUGGUGUUGCUGAGCCGGUCAUAAGAAAGCUCUUCCUGUUGCACCCAACGCUUCCCACAAUCCUCCAGGAGCUGAGCAGCACCACAGACACAGUGGUGGCAGCAGCAGUGAGUUACGAGGAGCUUCUGAAAGACGCGACCUAUAUCACCGUGUCCUCGAGGCCCACGCCCAACUCGCAGCCCGCCGCCCGGAUAGUGAGGAGCAUGAGCCUCCGCGCCGCCCUCGCCAAAGGACACACACUCUCACUCGGCGACGAGACCGGGACGGCGCACGAGAUCAUCGAGGCGUUCUUCAGACGCUUGUUCUUCAGACGUCAGUGAGACACUGAAUGAAGCACGAGACACCAGUGACUGACCUCAAGGGAGCAUAGAAGAUAUUUAGAUCUCACUAGUCCAAUUCAUCAGUAUUUAAUAUUUUUCUGUCAAAUGUCUUUUUUUUUUCAAAU
Messenger RNA from Nerophis lumbriciformis (worm pipefish), 2193 nucleotides. The record is from RefSeq and is a predicted model, not a curated record. NCBI's taxonomy places the organism in Eukaryota, Metazoa, Chordata, Actinopteri, Syngnathiformes, Syngnathidae.